This is a messenger RNA of Alternaria triticimaculans, 1446 nucleotides long. RefSeq lists its product as uncharacterized. The transcript has 5 exons. Lineage: Eukaryota; Fungi; Ascomycota; Dothideomycetes; Pleosporales; Pleosporaceae. Gene Ontology annotation, biological process: biosynthetic process. Gene Ontology annotation, molecular function: pyridoxal phosphate binding. The record is from RefSeq and is a predicted model, not a curated record. The coding region runs from base 1 to 1446 and encodes 481 amino acids.
AUGUCUUUCUCGGCAGACAAAGUCAGUCAUCUCAAGGGCGCGUUCUCGCAGAGGCGCUUUUCGAGUUCCAAGGAUCCUAGCGAGAGUGAACUCGGAUCCUCCAUCCAUCGCCAAUUCCGCCAGUCGCACGAGGGCCACAAGCCACACGCCGGUCUCGACGCCACGCGCGCCUCCACAGGUGUCGUCUGGACAUCCGAACAAGCCUACAAGCACGGUUUCCUCGAGCACCCGGAAGAAUGGGCGAACCUAGGUCAGGGUGCGCCUGAAGUCGACGAUAGCAUCAAAGGCUGCUUUGAGAGGCCGAAGGAGGUCGAUAUCAGUGCCCAUGGCAGAGAGUACGGCCCAACUGCUGGUAUUAGGCCGCUGAGAGAGGCGGUCGCGACACUAUACAAUGAGCACCACCGCAAGUGGCGCAAGAGCCAGUACACAUGGGAGAAUGUGUGUAUUGUGCCUGGUGGACGUGCGGGUUUGAUCCGUAUUGCUGCUGUGUUGGGUAACUGCUACUUGGGUUUCUUCAUUCCUGACUACACUGCGUAUAACGAGAUGUUGUCGCUCUUCCGUAACAUCGCUGCUAUUCCCGUUCCCCUGGGCGAGGCCGACCAAUACCAUAUGUCUCCUGACAAGAUUGCGGAGGAGAUCGCUCGCGGUACUUCUGUUAUCCUUACAUCGAACCCGAGGAACCCAACUGGUCAGAUGGUCACCAACCCCGAACUUGCACAAAUCCAGAACAUCUGCCGAGACCGCGCAACCCUGAUCAUGGACGAAUUCUACUGCGGAUACAACUACACCACCAACUGCGACGGCACCGUCAUUUCGGCCGCCGACAACGUCGAAGACGUAGACGAGGACGACGUCCUCAUCAUCGACGGACUGACCAAGCGAUUCCGCCUCCCCGGAUGGCGAGUAGCGUGGGUCAUCGGCCCCAAAGAAUUCAUCCAAGCCAUCGGCUCCUGCGGUUCCUACCUCGACGGUGGCUGCAACGUGCCCUUCCAAGAAGCCGCCGUAGAGAUGCUCUCACCACCCCGCGUCCGCAACGAGAUGCGCGCCCUGCAAAUGCACUUCCGCACCAAGCGCGACUUCGUCAUUGGCCGUCUCCAGGAAAUCGGCUUCAAGUUCCCGUACAUGCCCAACUCGACUUUCUACCUGUGGCUCGACCUGUCGAACUUGCCCGAGGGUAUCAACGACGGUUUGAACUUCUUCCAGGCUUGUCUCGAGGAGAAGGUCAUUGUGGUGCCUGGUAUUUUCUUCGACUUGAACCCUAGCCGUCGUAGGGAUCUGUUUGAUUCGCCGUGCCAUCACUUUGUCAGGUUGAGCUAUGGACCUAGGAUGGAUGUUCUGGAGAAGGGACUGGACUCUAUUGAGAGGAUUGUUAAGAAGUACAGGGAAGAGCCGCAGAGGCAUCGCGCCGUAGCGCACAGGCCACGUGGUACUGGUGCGCCUAACUAG